Lemur catta (Ring-tailed lemur) is the source of this 943-nucleotide messenger RNA. RefSeq lists its product as uncharacterized. The record is from RefSeq and is a predicted model, not a curated record. Lineage: Eukaryota; Metazoa; Chordata; Mammalia; Primates; Lemuridae. The coding region runs from base 18 to 557 and encodes 179 amino acids. The transcript is spliced from 8 exons.
UGGCUGGCGAGUAAAGAAUGGGUCAUGGGAAUGGCACGUCUCAGAAUGGAAGUCAGUUGAUGAUUUCAAGCGCUUUUUGCUUCAAAGCGCCCGCUGACGACGGUGUGGAGAGGAGAUGCCGGGGGUGUUGCGGGGCAGGAUCCGGACAUGGAGAAGCUGCAUGUGGAAAAGCCCUGUCGGGCCACAGUCCUGGAGACAAGACGCAGAGGGAGCGAUACCACGGGAAGCUUGGGGACAAAGAUUGCAGAUUUCCUAUCGCCCCUUCUCUGGAGAGGUUCAUGGCUGAGGUGUACCAGGCGCCAUCACUGUGUGAACUUGUAUUUGAGCGUGGUGUGUAUGGGGGACUUGUCCUCGCUGUGUCAGUUCUCCAGGAAGUACACAGCGAGAUGGGUCAGUUGGGGUGUAUUUCUACGGAUAAUGAAGAUGAAAACAAUGAGUCUUCGUACGUCAGCCAGGAUCUGCCCCACCGGACUCGUGGGACACGUUGCAGCCUCUGCCUCCAUUCCCGAUCCAGGUGGACAGGCCCAAUUCUACCUCCAGGAGCAUCUGACUUCUAAUCUAUUCACGGGUUCAUUAAGACCCUGGUUGAGCACGUGUGUGUCAAGCCCUGCACGAGACACUGGACGUGGUCAUGGAAAGAGCCCACCAACCCUGUUAUGUGGCCCAGAAGACCAGCCUCUUCCCCUGUCAUCUUCUGAGAUCUCUGCUUUUCGCUGGGCUUGGUCCGUAGCAGGGUGGAGAGAGGCUGAGCUUUCCUGCCUGUGCACUCUCUCAGAGACAUUCGCUCCCCCUCUGGAGCCUCUGGUUCUGUCGGCAGCCCCUCUCCACAGCCAGAGCCCUGAGUUCUGGAAAAGGCAAUCAGAACACAGACGGACACAGACACACACAGAGGGAUGACCAUGUGAAGACACAGGGAAGAUGGACAUUUACAGGCCAAGGAGAC